CAGGGGAAGAGGAUGCACGGGCGGCGACGCCGUCUCGAUCCGCACCCGCGAUUUGCCCCCCUCCUCUCCUCCGCCUCCCGCCCGUUCGCCUCGCGGGAAAUCACGCGCCGCGACGCCCGAAUCGCCUCGAUCCGGCCGCGGAAUCGGCACGCGGCAGCCUCCCCGACCCACUCGCUCGAGUCGUCGGCUCAGUUUCAGGAUUUCACUUUUGACCUCAUUGCAGAUAAUAGACUCGAUAUGGAUUUGGAUUGCACAGGCUCCUGAAAGUUUGAUCUCGUUGAUUUGGAUUGAAGUGUCAGCUUUCGGUCAGUAUUGUUGCCUUCGUUUCUGUUAGAUGCCUGCUAGUCGAAGGAAGGUUAUGCUGGAUGACGCUGAAGGACUUUGAAAGCAUAGGGGUCCGAGGAAGUUUUGUUCGCCACCAUGAGGGUCAAUAUUGGGCAUCUAGUGGCCGUGAUGGCGCAAUACUCUGCGCCCACAUGGGCUACUUUAGUUGCUGGGCUCUUCAUGCUGCUUGCACUUUCGCUCUCCACGUACCUGAUAUUUGAGCAUCUCUCGGCCUACAACAAUCCAGAGGAACAGAAAUUUGUACUGGGUGUUAUCCUCAUGGUCCCUUGCUACGCAAUUGAGUCAUAUAUUUCUUUGAUAAAUCCAAAUACUAGUGUUUACUGUGGUAUCCUGCGCGAUGGUUAUGAAGCAUUUGCAAUGUACUGCUUUGGAAGAUAUAUUACUGCAUGUUUAGGUGGGGAAGAUAAAACAAUAGCUUUUUUGAAGAGGGAGGGUGGCUCAGGUUCUGGGCAACCUCUACUACAUCAUGCCUCUGAGAAGGGAAUCAUACACCAUCAUUUUCCUGUAAAUUUUAUAUUGAAACCAUGGAGAUUGGGGACGCGGUUCUACCUGAUUAUCAAAUUUGGGAUCUUCCAAUAUAUGAUCAUAAAGACCCUCACAGCUACCUUAUCACUUCUUCUAGAACCUUUUGGUGUGUAUUGUGAUGGAGAAUUCAAUUUACGAUGUGGGUACCCUUACUUUGCUGCAGUUCUCAACUUUAGUCAAUAUUGGGCCCUGUACUGUCUAGUGGCAUGGUACACAGCUACGAAGGACGAAUUGGCACCUAUAAAGCCUCUUGCUAAGUUUCUUUCUUUCAAAUCUAUAGUAUUCUUGACUUGGUGGCAAGGUGUGGUGAUUGCAAUAUUGUAUGCUUUGGGCCUUCUUAGAAGUCCUUUAGCCCAGAGCUUGGAGUUAAAAUCAAGCAUUCAAAACUUCAUUAUUUGCAUAGAGAUGGGCAUUGCUUCAGCUGUUCACCUCUAUGUGUUCCCAGCCGAGCCCUAUGCACUCUUAUCUAAUCGGUCACCUGGAAACAUUUCUGUACUUGAGGAUUGUGCAUCCUCUGAUCCUGUGGACCCUUUUGAAAUUACAGAAAGCAACCGGCCUACCAAAAUGAAGUUUCCACAGUUGGAACCAGAUGAGAGAAGCGUGACAAACAUAAAAGAAAGUGUUCGGGACUUUGUUUUUGGCAGUGGAGAAUAUGUGAUCAAGGAUUUCAAGUUCACUGUUGACCAAGCAGUAAAGCCAGUGGAGAAGCGCUUUGAUAAAUUGAUGAAAAAGGACAAGCGUAAGAAAACCCAGGAUGACAACUUGGUGAGUGCAGCAACACCAAAGAGACCAAUUCGUGGGAUUGAUGAUCCACUUUUAAGCGGGAGUGCAAGUGACAGCGGCGUCACGAAGGGGAAAAAACAUCACAAAGUUGUGGGCUCAGCUGGUGCUAUGGACAGCUGGGGAGGUGGUGAUCAGUCAUCUGAUGGUUAUGAGAUCAGGGGUCACCGCUGGGCUGUAAAGAACUAACGAUUCUACUUUGCAGGAUUGGUAAAUCCAAACCAUAUCACGUGGGGGAAAAAAAACAUUGAUAUGUUUCUGUUACAGUCUUGUGUAGAUAGCUGAUAGAUAGCCGCUGUGCAUAGGUUGCUAACUUUUCUUUUUACAUUUUGUCACAUUGAUAUUUGGUAUUGCAAAAAUUGAGAAGGAACUUUUUAUUUUUUUAGAGAUGGAA
Panicum hallii is the source of this 2044-nucleotide messenger RNA. Its product is annotated as protein LAZ1-like. The transcript has 9 exons. The record is from RefSeq and is a predicted model, not a curated record. Gene Ontology annotation, molecular function: transporter activity. Bases 421 to 1839 code for a protein of 472 amino acids. Gene Ontology annotation, biological process: transport. Lineage: Eukaryota; Viridiplantae; Streptophyta; Magnoliopsida; Poales; Poaceae.